Molecule: messenger RNA, 2103 nt
Organism: Talaromyces amestolkiae
Lineage: Eukaryota; Fungi; Ascomycota; Eurotiomycetes; Eurotiales; Trichocomaceae
Exons: 2
Coding region: 1-2103 (700 amino acids)
Biological process (GO): DNA replication initiation; DNA replication
Cellular component (GO): nucleus; nuclear origin of replication recognition complex
Molecular function (GO): DNA replication origin binding; ATP hydrolysis activity
Source: RefSeq, a predicted model, not a curated record
AUGGUCGAGUCUCGCUCAGCAAAACGAAGGAGGGUAUCCGAUGUAAUAGAUCAAGACGGCGACAUCGAAAUCCCCGAAACGCCUCCAAGUGCACACCACGGCGAAGAUGAACUCACAGCAAUGGAUAUCGAUGAUCCAGAGGUCGAUGCAGCUCUAGCAGCGACACCGUCCAAAUCGUCCCGGCGAAAAUCCACCGCAAACAAAUUAACUGACGCCGAAGACAACGAAACCCCAUCGAGAAGUGUUCGAGCGAGUGGUCGACAACGGAAGGCCCCUGUGAGAUACGAGGAUGAGAUACAAAAGACUGAGACCCCGCGUCGGUCGCGAUUGUCUACAGCGACUCCUUCGAAGAAGGCAAUAACAGCGAACGGGAUACGUGUGGCCCUAAAGCACGGUCAAGUCGAUGCCAGCGAGUCUAAGAGUCGUUCGCCGGAUGUGGAUGUUCCAAUGGCACGAAGAAAGUCGACAAGAAGGCCUGCGAAGAAGGAAAGCCAGAAUGAGUCUGAUGAGUCGAAAUCUGAUGAAGACCCAGAUGCAGAACUAGAGAUGAUGAAUGGAGGAAUGGAUGAUAGCUACGAUCCGGUAGCUGCGCAGCUACAGGAAGACUUGAUACAGGAUGUUGAUGCUCAUGAAAACACAAUUCAAUCGAACCCGCUACCUGAAUAUGCGGAGACGUUCAAAAAACUUUGUGAAGCCGAGUUUCGGCACGAAAUCAACGCUGGGAGCAAGUUCGUCCUUGAGAAACUGAACAGGAAACGGUUGACACCUUUGAAGGGUUUGGAUGCAGAAUAUCAAAAAGUCUAUCAGCUAGUAGAACAGACUGUCACAGCAGGAGAAGGAAACUCGAUGCUACUGAUGGGCUCACGGGGAAGUGGAAAGACCACAAUGGUAGAAUCGAUCAUCUCUUCGCUGAUGAAGAAACACAAAGAUGAUUUCCACGUCGUUCGCCUAAACGGGUUCUUCCAUACUGAUGACCGUCUCGCGCUACGAGAGAUUUGGAGACAACUUGGUCGUGAAACGGAUACGGAAGAUGAAACUUCCAAGGUUAAUAGCUAUGCCGAUACCAUGGCUACAUUGUUGGCGCUGUUGUCGCAUCCGGAAGAGCUCCAAAAUAGCUCGGACAACUCUAAUGGUAUCACAACGGCAAAGUCAGUUGUCAUCAUCCUUGAUGAAUUCGACCUUUUUGCGACACAUCCUCGACAGACACUACUAUACAACCUGUUUGAUAUUGCGCAAGCGCGCAAGGCACCACUGGCCGUCCUGGGACUGACUACCAAAGUGGACGUCACCGAAACGCUUGAGAAACGUGUCAAAAGCCGCUUCAGUCAUCGCUACGUCUAUCUACCACUAGCAAAGUCAUUUGAGGCAUUCUCGGAGGCCUGUCUUUCUACUUUGACCGUAGAGGCUUCAGAGAUUGAGGACAAUGAUUUUGGUGGUAGGAUGCCGGCCAAACUUCCGCAACUUUUAGAUGCUUGGAAAGUGUACUUGAAGGGUCUCUGGGAGGACAAAGAUUUUGAGUCCCAUUUGCAACGGAUAUACCACCAAACAAAAUCCGUCAAGGAGUUCUAUUCUAGUGCCCUACUCCCGAUAUCAAAUCUCUACCAUAGCGCGUCCGACGUAGAAAGUGAUCUCGAAAUUCCAACAUCGGAGAGCUUCASGAGCCAAUCUCUGACAUGCCCAGACCCGGGCCCUCUUCCAUUCCCAUCAUCCCUGACAGGCUCUACAAGUGCAACAUCACUACCUCUAUCACUUCUGCUGGCAGCCACACGUCUAACAGCUCUCUACGAUCCGGGCACGGACGUAGCCACUUCCCAAUCCCUCGCCCUCUCGUUCCCAGCUGCCUACGCGGAAUACGUCCGUCUUUUGACUUCGGCCAAAGCUACUGCAGCUGCUCAAGGAGCUGCUGCUACGGGUGGUCGGGUCUGGGGACGUGAUGUUUCACGCGAAGCCUGGGAGAAGCUUGUUAAUUGGGGGCUAGUUGUGUCCCUUGGAUCGGGCAAUGGGACGACCGACGGAACGAUGUUUAGAGUCGAGAUUAGUUUUGAGGAGGUUGCUGAUAUGGUUGGCGGUGGUGGCUCGUUGGGCAAAUGGUGGCGCGCCUGA